UUUCUGUGUAUUUAAUUGUUAUUAUUUUUUCACAGGUCUGAAAUUAAAAUGUAUCUCAAUGGUAAUUAGCAAGGCGAUGCUUUUUGCACAUAUGGCGCAGAGAUCAAAGGAAGUUGCAAAAUAUGAUCCAGCUAUGCUUGCUGCAGCUACUCUCACUUUGAGCUGUAAAUCCUAUGAUGAAACUCUUAGCAAAACUAUGGUGGUACUUACGUUUCAUCAUAUGAUAAAAAAGGAAUAUCUCUUGAACUUAUUGAGUGAAAAAAAAUUCAACCUUGACAAGUAUCUGGAGAAAACUGAACAUAUGUUGUUCAGAGUGCUGGGUGGCAACACUUCUCAGAAAAUAGCACAUGAGUAUGUUCUAUUCUUUACUCGAAAUCUGAUUCCUGUAACUGAAGUAGGAUCCUGCUGGCAAACUUUUAAUACCACUGUGUGGAAAAUCAUUUCGGAUUUCUAUAUGUUAGAGGUGUGUGUUGAAUUUACAGCCUCUCAAAUUGCUGUUGUUGCUAUGCAUGUUGCUCUUAUGACUUGCAAAGUGAAGUCUUAUUUGCCAUCUGAUUGGCAUCAGCUUUUCAGUCCUGAUUUAACAAUGGAAAUAAAAAACCGCUUAGCACGAGUGAUGAUAGAUAUUUGUUCUCAGAAAUGAGUUAAUGGUGUCAAGUACAGAACAGAUUGUGGAACACUGAGCUUAAUCUUCAUAUUCCAUGGCGUUUUCUCUGAUUCUCCCUUCUAUUUCAAUUGAUAUAUGUAUAACUGUUUUAAAAUCAUGUGAUUAGUGUUCGCAAUGACUGCUUUGUAUUUGUUAUGUUUUAAGUAAUAAAGUUUUUGAAUGUGA
Messenger RNA from Stegodyphus dumicola, 832 nucleotides. Its product is annotated as cyclin-Q-like. Gene Ontology annotation, biological process: regulation of transcription by RNA polymerase II. The record is from RefSeq and is a predicted model, not a curated record. Gene Ontology annotation, molecular function: cyclin-dependent protein serine/threonine kinase regulator activity. NCBI's taxonomy places the organism in Eukaryota, Metazoa, Arthropoda, Arachnida, Araneae, Eresidae.